UGAACUUGAACGGUUAACCCUCCACCUGAACCCCCAUACACUUCCGAUACAAGACAGACAAACGGACGCAACUGAACCGAGGAAGAUCAUGCUCCCUCGUUCCGUAGCAUGAACCCGCGCCACAAAACCCUCCCCAAAUCCUUCGAAACCCCGAACUUCCUAUCCAAAUCCAAGCAAGCCCUAGCCAAAUCCUUCGCCUCUUUAACCCCACCCCGCGCGCUUCCCCAUCCCGACGCGUUCCCGGAGUUCCUGCACGCCACCCGUUCGCUGAAAUGCCUCAGCAAGCUCCACGCGCUGCUCGCCGUCGCGGGCGCGAUCGCCCGGGAUACCUCCGUCGUCACGGCCGUGGUCGACAGGUACCUCUCCUUCGGCAGGCCCGCGUCCGCGGCGUCGGUGUUCGCCGGAGCCUACCGCCGCCGCCCCACGGUGUACUCGCUGAAUCUCGCCGUCCGGUGCUUCUCCGACCACGGGUUCCACCGGGAGCUUCUCGACCUCUACCGCACGCUGUGCACCUUCGGCUCGGACAACUUCACGUUCCCGCCGGUUAUAAAGGCGUGCGCGGCCGUUUCCUGCCUUCCGCUUGGGAGGGAGAUGCACUGCAGAGUCCUGCGGACAGGGCACGAGGGCAAUGUCGGCGUGCAGACUGCUCUGCUUGACAUGUAUGCCAAGGCUGGCUGGAUUGGUGCGUCGAGGACAGUGUUUGAUUUCAUGGGGCAGAAAGACUUGAUUUCCUGGAACGCCAUGAUCUCAGGGUAUUCUCUGAAUGGGAGUCUCCGAGAAGCUGUUGAGGCUACGCAGGAGAUGCAGCAGGAUGGUAUGAGGGCGAAUGCUAGCACCCUUGUGUGCAUCGCCGGUGCAUGCGGUGCAGCAGGAGACUCGGAUGCUGGUGGUUCGCUGCAUGCAUUUGCACUGAAAUGCGGGGUGCUUGGUGAUGAAUCCCUUGCACCUGCAUUGAUCUCAUUGUAUGCUGCGCUCGAUGACCUUUCCUCAUCUCGAGUAUUGUUUGAUCUCCAACAUGUGAAGGAUCUGGUAUCUUACAAUUCCAUGAUCUCAGCAUACAUGCAGCAUGGCAAAUGGAAGGAAUCAUUUGAUGUUUUCAGGCAGAUGCAUUGUGCAGGACUAGGGCCAAAUUUGGUCACAGUGAUAUCUGUCCUUCCAACUUGCAGUGAUUUUUUUGGUGUAAACCUUGGUGAUUCUGUGCAUGGUAUGGUUAUCAAGUUUGGCCUUGCAGAGCAGAUUUCUGUUGUUAGUGCUCUUGUUUCCAUGUAUUCGAAGCUUGGGGAAUUGGAUUCAGCUAAGCACCUUUUCGAUAGUUGUACUGAAAAGAACAAUCUCUUGUGGAACUCCAUAAUUUCUGGGUACCUAGUGAACAACGAAUGGAACAUGGCUCUCGAUACAUUCUGCAAGAUGCAAAUAGAAAAUGUUGCACCUGAUGCAACAACUGUCAUUAAGGUGAUCUAUGGAUGUAGGCAUAUUAAAGAUUUACGGAUGGCAAAGUCUAUCCAUGCAUAUGCUGUUAGAAACAGAUUUGAAUUGAAUCAGAGUGUGAUGAAUGCACUCCUAGCUAUGUACGGUGACUGUGGAGAGCUCUCAAGUUCCUACAAGUUGUUUCAGAAAAUGGAAGUACGUAUGUUAAUAUCUUGGAACACAAUAAUAUCUGGUUAUGCUGAAAUUAGAGACUUGGAGGCUUCUGUAAAAUUGUUCUUCCAGAUGCGGCAAGAAGGCUUGCAGUUUGAUGUAGUAACCCUGAUUGGCCUUAUCAGCAGUAUUUCUGUGGCAGAGGACACCACAGUUGGAGAAUCACUUCACUCUUUGGCUGUUAAAAGUGGAUGCAAUAUGGACAUUUCUCUAACAAAUACACUUAUUACGAUGUACAGCAACUGUGGUUCUGUUGAGGCAUGUCAGCGACUCUUUGACAACUUGUCUUCUAGGAACACAGUCUCCUACAAUGUUCUGAUGACUGGAUACCGUAAAAAUAACCUAUCUGAGGAGAUCUUACCUUUGUUUCGCCAAAUGGUCAAGAAUGAACAGGAGCCGAAUCAUAUUACAGUACUGAAUUUAUUACCUGUUUGUCAGAACCAUCAGCAAGGAAAGUCUGUUCACUGCUAUGCAAUUCGAAACUUCUCCACGCUAGAAACAUCUUUCUUCACAUCAGCCAUUUGUAUGUAUAGUAGGUUCAACAAUGUAGACUACAGCUGCAAACUUUUUAAUUCAGUUGGUGAAAGAAACAUCAUAGUAUGGAAUGCCAUCUUAUCUGCCUGUGUUCAAUGCAAGCUGGCUGAUACUGCAUUUGAUUUCUUCAGGCAAAUGCACUUCCUUAACAUGAAACCUGAUGAAGUAACCAUGAUGUCACUCGUCUCAGCAUGUGCGCAGCUUGGAAACUCAGAUCUGGGAGAAUGUGUUACAGCUCUCAUACUGCAGAAGGGCUUUGGUGGAACCCUUUUGGUUGUGAAUGCUCUCAUUGACAUGCAUUCAAGGUGUGGAAGCUUAUCAUUUGCAAGGGAGCUAUUCGACAGCUCAGUGGUGAAAGAUUCUGUCACUUGGAGUGCAAUGAUCAACUCAUACAGUAUGCAUGGGGAUUGUGAGUCUGCCCUUGCGAUUUUCUCGAUGAUGAUAGACUCAGGUGUGAAGCCAGAUGACAUAACUUUUGUUAUUAUCUUGUCAGCUUGCAGCCAUAGUGGCUUUGUGGAGCAAGCAAGAGCAUUGUUUAAAUCCCUACAGAUCGACCAUGGUAUCACACCAAGGAUGGAGCAUUAUGCAUGCAUGGUGGAUCUAUUGGGUCGGAGUGGCCACUUGGAUGAAGCCUAUGAUGUUGUUAGGUCAAUGUCAUUCAGGCCAUCAGAAAGUUUGCUUGAGUCAUUGCUUGGAGCCUGUAGAUUCCAUGGAAAUUCUAAAAUUGGUGAGGCUGUAGGGAAUUUGCUCAUUGAUUCUCAGCAUGGCAAUCCACGAUCUUAUGUCAUGCUUUCUAACAUCUAUGCUUCAGUUGGUAAAUGGAAUGACUAUGAGUGGCUGCGUGUGGAUAUGGAAGCUAAAGGAUUGAGGAAAGAUGCUGGAGUCAGCUUAGUUGGGCCAACAUAGUGGGGAGUUUUUGUCAAACAUUAGGCAUUGCAAUUUUGGGGAAUGUGUUGAAACUACAUCAAGUCUAAGUUGAUACUCCCUCCGAUCCUAAAUGUCGCAGUUUUGAUCUAAGCCUAUUACAACUUUGCACUAAAUCAGCGACACUUAUUAUGGAUCGGAGGGAGUAUUUGUUUGCAGACAGUUGACAGUAUAUUUGUUUUUGACACAAAAAACAUUCAAAAUCAUUUUCUGUGGCUUAAUCUUUUGGACUGGCUAGUUAUUGCAUUGCAUCCCAGACAAUGCAACCAGGAUUGUUGCUUCUAAAUUGUCUUUAUAUUCUCGAAAGAAGAUUGCUUCCAUUUAAAUGGUCAAAGGAAUCUCGGUGAAAUAUACAUUCUAUCAAACUCAAGUACCGGUACACGAACACAAAAGGAUCUCCAGAUUGUGCAGACACCUGUAAUUCUGGAAUUUAUUUAUCUUGGAGGACGUCAAACUUGAUGAUGAUGGUGAUAUAAGGUCUAUUGUUUUCGUGGUGCAGAUUGCCAUGUUACUGUGAAGACUUCAGUUUAACAAACAGGGAACACAUCUUUCUUCCUGCAAAGUAUCUCACUUUUAUUAGGAAAGGAAGUCCUGCAAUUUCUCUCGCACUGAUCUAUUAAGGCGGCAAGGUACAUACACAGUAAUUUCUUACGAUAGAAAUCAAGACAUGGAAAUUGAUAUGGUCUGUUGCCACUUGAAAUAUAUGAGAUAAGUACAGAUAAUUCUUUCUAUAACUGUAUGUGCUUCUUGCUUGACUUACUCAAAAGAAGAAUGAAAAUAGAUCCAAUCAGUUCCUUCAGAAAUGCUGGCUUACAUAGAAGACGGCAAGAUAAUUUCAUUUUGCACAUAAUUUCUUUGACUUUACUCAUAGACGUGCAAUGAAUGACAUGAAGUAUGAUUCAACCAACGAAAUGCCAACCAAACUACAGCGGAAGGAACUUGAAGGCCGAAGCGCAGUGCUUUUCUGCCAUUCCCAACUAUCAUGAGGUUCAGUAUGAAUAUUUGCCAAUACAGUUGUUCCUACUUCAUGGUGGCACACAAUUUCCCUAACCAUCCAGCUUGUGCCAGUAGCGUUGAUAUAAAGAAGCAAACAUAUUGUACAAAAAACUACAGAUACAAAUCAAAGCAAAGAAUUAGAGAGGAAUAGGUCCAAGUCUUCCCUAUAUAUGAUUAUUAAAUUGGUUCUAUUCCACCCUUCACAGGUGGCUCUCCGCUGCCUCAACUCUUUCAAUCAUGUCUCCAGUCUUCUCUCCCCACUGCCUGCACAAACUGCCAUACCUCUUUCUCCUAGCCCAGUCUUCUCUCCCUUCAUUUUGAAGAUCCUUCAUCCUUCAAUAACAAAACAUACAGGCACGAGUGUGUUGACUCUUGAGUAAGUUUCAGUGCUUGCUUAUGCCAUUAGAGCUUUUGUUUACUUUCUGAUCAACCUGUGCGUGGUUUUCUGUUGUGCUCGUGUUUUCUUUUUUGAUUAAUAUUUUUGUUUCCUUUCAUGAGUUC
Messenger RNA from Brachypodium distachyon (stiff brome), 4593 nucleotides. RefSeq names its product protein WEAK CHLOROPLAST MOVEMENT UNDER BLUE LIGHT 1. The transcript has 4 exons. The record is from RefSeq and is a predicted model, not a curated record. NCBI's taxonomy places the organism in Eukaryota, Viridiplantae, Streptophyta, Magnoliopsida, Poales, Poaceae. Bases 109 to 3078 code for a protein of 989 amino acids. Gene Ontology annotation, biological process: RNA modification. Gene Ontology annotation, molecular function: RNA binding; protein binding.